Messenger RNA from Hemicordylus capensis (graceful crag lizard), 2684 nucleotides. RefSeq names its product TBC1 domain family member 24-like. Lineage: Eukaryota; Metazoa; Chordata; Lepidosauria; Squamata; Cordylidae. Bases 1 to 1803 code for a protein of 600 amino acids. The record is from RefSeq and is a predicted model, not a curated record. The transcript is spliced from 7 exons.
AUGGAUGAUCUAGAGGAAGACAACCUGGAAGCCAUACAAGAAUCAGCCCAUCCACCUAAGGUUGCCUUGCAAAUCUCCUGCAAAACUGAGACUUGGGGCGAUGAUGCAUCCUCUUGCUUGGGCUGCAGUGCAUUUGUGGACAGGAACAAAAUUCCCAAGUUGGAAGAGCAGCAGGACGGUCCUGAGCAGUUGCUUGGCAAGUCUAUGAAAGAGCUAAAGAAGUUGGCAAGGGAAGGACGUUGGGCUCGAAGUCAUGCCCUACGGGCACAGGCUUACCAGCACAUUAUCCAGCACAUACCAUGUCGGCUAGUAACCCCGGAUGCUGCAGUCUAUAGGGAUAUUGCCAGCAAGCUGUUUGGAAGCCCUAACAAGAGCUUUGACCCUUUGCCUGAAUUCCUGGCAGGCAGCAUUAUGCCCGAGUACUGUCUCACCAAGGAAGGGGUAACAGCCACCAAGAAGAUCCUUGUCUGUAUUGCCAGCCUGUACCCUGACAUUACCUACUGCCCCCUGCUUCCAGCUGUGGCUGCCAUACUGCUCCAUUACAGCCAAGAUGAGGCCCAGUGCUUUGAGAAUACCUGCCGACUUCUCUACUGCAACGCUCCCCACACCUCCUAUAUAGACCACUCCUUCCUCACUCAUGAGGCUUCAUGCAUGACCUUUGGGGACCUUGCCAACAAACACUGCCCGGCAGCCCACCGACUGAUAGCUGGCUCAACCGUCAGCAUCUUUGAGGUGUAUUCCAAAUGGCUGGUGUGGCUGUUUGAUGACCUUCCAUUUGACUACGUCAUCCGCAUAUUUGAUGUAUACCUCCUAGAGGGGCAGAAAGUCCUCUACCGAAUCGCUCUGGCCCUGCUCAGGCAAUACCAGCUCUCUGUCGCUUCUAAAGGGCUCGAGGUGACGGACAUGAAGGGGAGCUUGCAGGCUUUCAUGUGGAACAUUCCUGAGCACAUGGCUGCUGAUAAGCUUCUAGAGAAGGCAUUUGGUAUCCGGCUUUUCUCUCGCAAAGAAAUCUGGCUUCUCCAGAUGGCUAACAAGAAGGCACUGGUGGAAAAAGGCGUAACCAUGGUACAGAACAGGCAGUCAUUCCACCUCACCGUGAACACGCAUAACUUCACUUCCAGCAUUGUCGCUGCUCAUGAAAUGCGCAUUGUGUGGUCCUGGAUUCCUGAACGGUUUUCUUUGUUCUCGCCCCUCCUCUUGUUCUCAACUUCUGAAGAUGGUUACAGCUUGCAAAGGUUUUAUUCCUGCUGCGAAGGCUAUGAACCAACAAUAUUACUGAUAAAAACCACACAGGGAGAAGUGUGUGGUGCAUUUCUCUCCUCAGACUGGAGUGAAAGGAAAAAAACUAGGGGAGGAGCAGGUUUCUUUGGCACAGGAGAAUGCUUUGUUUUCACAGUGCAUCCUGAAAUGGAGCGAUAUGAGUGGGUGUUCAUCAAGAAGCCGGAACAAGCUAAAGCCAUGCCUCGUUCCCCACGCCAGCGUUCACCAUCUCCUUUCUUUUCUGAGGGUCAUUCAACCAGCUCAAACCAGCUCACUGUGCCAACACUGGACAUGAUUAAAUACCGCCUCUCUCCGUUCCUGGCAAUUAAGCACUUCAAGCUGCCUUCCAGAACAGCCUCCAUGUUUAUGUCUGGGACUCAAGAAGGAAUAGUAAUAGGUGGUGGAGGAGGCCAAGCUCUGUUUGUUGAUGCUGAUCUGUACCAUGGGAGAACAGAACACUGUGAAACAUUUGACAAUCUUCCUCUCUGCCAAGAGAACUUCCAGGUGCAGCUCUUAGAAGCCUGGGGCUUUCAGAAUUCCUGAUCAUACCCUCUUUCUCAUGUGAAAAUAUGCAACAUUUGAUGCUGAGCUUCCUCUCCAUGGCAUUGAGCAUUACAGCUAGCCAUGGAACAAAUCACAUCAGAUACCUCACUUGGAAGAAUUUUCUCGUAAGAAGAUUCCUGUGGAUUUCAUUUGAUGCCAUGUACCCCAUUUUUUCUCCCAUCACCUAAAGGACUAGACCCUUCAUCUACAAUUCAAACCAAAUGCAAAGGCAUGUAAUAUUUGAUAUACCUGCUUAUUAUUUUAUUCCUGUCCCCCCUCCACACCCACACCCCAUACUUGCAGCAUUCUCUUUCCAUCAGAAGCCAAUCCUUGUAUAUAUACUUUAUUCUAAUGACUGGCAGUUUAGUCUGUAUCUUCCUUCCGAGUCCCAUGGCGUUACGGCACUGUGGAGCAGAACCACUGCCAUCUUUAAAAUCACCAGACAUGAUGAGAAAUCGCACACAUCUGUCUCUGUGCAAUUGUUCAGGUGGCUUUGAAGUGUGGCUGCUUUUGCCAAUGGAGAGCUCUCAGUACUGUUUUUUGUCCAGGCAUUUUGGCACAUCUUUUAAAGUGUGGCAUUGGAGAAUAAAAUGCAACAUUUGAAGGGCUGUUGUUAUAUUAAUCAGCACUUGUUCUGCCCUCAAGAGCACACAUGUGUAGCUCUGCAUCUGUACUAAAGUUUUGACAAGCAGGCAGCCUGUCCCUAUGGUCUAAACAAGAUUUCAGAAUGCCCUCAAGCCACAGUAGACCUUCUCAAGAAAACGGCAGAAGACAUCUGGUGACUGGGAUGCUCUCUGGACCACAUGCUUUUUACCAGUUCUACAGGCCCUCCAGGCAUCUCUAUAUAUAAUAAUAAUAAUAAUAAAGAAAUGUCAGUAGAA